Molecule: messenger RNA, 1411 nt
Organism: Toxorhynchites rutilus septentrionalis
Lineage: Eukaryota; Metazoa; Arthropoda; Insecta; Diptera; Culicidae
Product: RE1-silencing transcription factor B-like
Exons: 2
Coding region: 203-1231 (342 amino acids)
Cellular component (GO): nucleus
Molecular function (GO): zinc ion binding
Source: RefSeq, a predicted model, not a curated record
AGCUCAAUACCGUCAACGCGGAUUCAGUAGUAAACAAAUUAGAGACGAAUGAACUGCAAGGCUUAGAGCCUCUUAAAAACGAAAAACUGAACUAAACAUAACAAACAAAGCAUUGAGAGGCGUCGGUAAACGUACAUAUUACAGCAAACAACUGUUUCGAAAAGCUACAAACAGUAUAGUCAACCCUGCCACAGAGCAAACAAUGGACAGCGUUUGUCGCCUUUGCCGGCGUACGGGAGAGUUUGAAUCAGUGUCAAUUUACGAAUCCUCGCGCAUCGAUGGUGCCAUACUGGCUGUAGUGAUGGAAGAUUGUCUGCAGAUAAAGAUCACCGCUUCUGACGGUAUGCCCCAACAAAUCUGCUGUCUCUGCCAAGCACAACUUGAGAUGUUCUAUCUGCUGAGAAAAGUAAGCCUCACAUCGGACAGUUACUUUAAGAGAUUGCGGAAUCCUGAAAGGAUUCUCUCCUCGCCUAUAAAAAUCGAGGUAGAACUAGAGGUAGAAGAACGAGAACACAAUGAUGUAUAUGGAACCAUAUCGGAGCCGUCUCUCGAAUCUGAAAUUAAAACGGAACCGACAGAAGUCGGUGAGGAUGCAGCAACCGCUCCACAGAAUGUCGAUAACAUCGCAAAAUCAACGUCAAAUGAUACAAUCCACAGCCGCAUACGGCGACCUAGACUUACUUUGAAGGAUAAAUUACAUAAGUUAUAUCAAGGUUACACAUGCAGUGAUUGUAAUUACACCUCACAAUACAGACCAAAUGCACUUCGUCAUGUGAAACUAAUGGGGCAUUCUGGUCUGCUGGAGGAUAGCCCCGACAAUGAUCAACAGCGUUCCAACCUGAAAGCACCCAAAUUAUUAAAGAUCUCUUCCUGUGCAACAUGUAACUACAUUUCUGAAUUCAAGGGAAACAUUCGGCGGCACUUGCGCAAUCAAAACCACAGGGGGAUUAAAACUAGUAUAUAUCGUAAGAAGAGUGCGACAGACGAAACACCAAGUCUGUUAAUUAAUGAUCAGCAAACUUCUAGCGUAAAUCCUUACCAGAACAUUGUAGAGAGCGGACAGUCCACAUCAAAGAGGGGUUUUUCAUGUGAAAAAUGCGAUUACGCGUCGGCAUUUAAAGGUAACCUUAUUCGGCACCAGCGCCUCAAACACCAAGGCAAAAGUCGCAACAUGUAUGACGAAGAGCAGGAGCUAGAAGUAGUGCUAUCGACUCAACUGAUGGAUGAUUAAACACGCAAAUAGUUUAAAAUAGAGGCGAAUGAACUGCAAAGUUUUAAGCCUCUUAAAAACAAAGAAGAAGAAGAAUAGUUUAAAAUUGGCACGUAGAAUCCAGUCGAUGCAAUACGACAACACCAGGACCAGCCCAAUGCUGUGAUGCAGGAAUGUUCUAUGAAUGGACAUAAAAACAUU